Scatophagus argus is the source of this 4111-nucleotide messenger RNA. RefSeq names its product collagen alpha-1(XI) chain. The record is from RefSeq and is a predicted model, not a curated record. NCBI's taxonomy places the organism in Eukaryota, Metazoa, Chordata, Actinopteri, Scatophagidae. The transcript is spliced from 46 exons. Gene Ontology annotation, molecular function: extracellular matrix structural constituent. The coding region runs from base 1 to 3204 and encodes 1067 amino acids.
AUGGACUUCCUGGUCCUAAGGGGGACCUUGUCAGGUGAUCCAGGAGAUGAGGGAGAGAUUGGAGAACUGGGACCAAAUGGACUUCAUGGAGCCAAUGGGUUUCCAGGAAAGCCUGGACCCUCAGGUGAUCCCGGUGCUAAAGCUGAGCGAGGUGAGAAGGGCGACUUAGGGUUUAAGGGAGACCUGGGACCUCCAGGGCCUCCAGGUAAACAAGGAUUUAAGGGCCGUCGAGGCCCUUCAGGACUAGAGGGCCUUGGAGGACCAGCAGGGCCACCAGGGCCUCCUGGAUCCAAUGUGAGUGAGAUGCCGGAGAUCGAGGACCAGCAGGUAUUCAAGGAGUUCCCGGGCCUCGAGGCAGCAAGGGUCGAGAAGGUCGAGGAGGAUUUUCUGGAUUGCCAGGUCCAAUUGGAGAGAUGGGAAAAUCUGGAGAGAGAGGACAUGAAGGAGAUCCUGGGAAAGCCUGGAAUCCCAGGAGUGACUGGACCUAAAGGCCUAAAGGGGUUUCAAGGUCAUUUGGGUAACAGGGGACAGGAUGGACCACUUGGGGCUUCGGGACUCCUUGGUGCAAACGGAAUGAUUGGGGACACUGGACCUCCUGGAUCAAAAGGACUGCCUGGGCAGACAGGAGCUCCAGGCCUCCAAGGACCCGUAGGGAGGAGUGGAGAAGCUGGGAGCAGAGGAACGAAGGGGAAACCAGGAAAGCCUGGAGAGAAGGGAGUUAAAGGCAAAGAGGGCUCAAGGGGACAUCCAGGAAGUGAAGGCUUGAAGGGUAAGAGAGGAGAGGAGGGACCAAGGGGAAAACAGGGCCGCCCAGGUGAGAUGGGAAUGCCUGGACCUCGAGGAUACAGAGGAUCUCCUGGAAGCCAGGGUAACAUUGGGCCGUGGGGUGAAGUUGGGCCCCGUGGCCCUCCAGGUGACCAGGGGCCACAAGGUCCACUUGGCCCUGUUGGAGUUCCAGGUUACCCAGGUAAAGAUGGACCUGAAGGACCAACUGGAUCAGCUGGUGUCAAAGGAGAAAAGGGAUCCAUGGGAGCUUUAGGGCAGGAGGGAGUUGCUGGUCUCGAUGGUGAGGAGGGUCCAGUUGGACCGAGAGGACCUCAGGGGCCAGCUGGAGAAAAAGGCACCUCUGGUGACAAGGGGAGCACUGGGCCUCCUGGGCAGAGACGGUUGAAGGGAGAUGAAGGCAGCAGAGGCAAGCAAGGGCCACAUGGAGUAAAGGGGCCACUGGGGAAACAGGGUUACAGGGGUGCACCAGGGGACAGAGGAAAACCAGGGGUCCCAGGGCUCAAGGGUGAGCCAGGUACCAGAGGUUCGUCAGGCAUACCUGGGCAAUUCGGACCAGGGGGCAACACUGGGGCAUCAGGGGCCAAAGGCCAGAAGGGGCUCCAGGGACACACUGGGCCACCUGGCAGUAUCGGUCCCUCUGGACAAAUUGGACCAUCAACACCAGGUUUGCCAGGCAAGAGAGGUGCUGAGGGCAAAGCAGGAAUCCCUGGACUAAAGGGAAGUCCGGGUGAGAAGGGAAAGUCUGGUCUUCCCGGCAUCAAAGGAGACAUGGGCAUUAAAGGUCAGAGUGGAGGGAAAGGAGAGCCUGGGACACGAGGCACAAUAGGGACUGUGGGGAAGAUGGGAUUUGUUGGCACUCCAGGUCCGAAAGGUCAACCUGGACGUGCUGGUCCUCCCGGUCUUCCAGGAGCUGAAGGAAUUCAAGGGUCAAAGGGAGAAAGAGCCCAGCCCAGGAGGAAAGGGAACAAAGGAGCUUCUGGAAAAACUGGAGCUGAAGGCCCACCCGGUAGACCAGGACCUGCUGGGCGACCUGGAAAACCCGGCCAAAGUGGUUUGGAUGGGUUACUAGGGGUUGAGGGAAAUGAAGGCGAUCCGGGUGAUACUGGUUCCAGAGGUGCUCCUGGAACACCUGGCAGGCCCGGCAACAUGGGGAAACUUGGACCUCCUGGGGUCAGGGGAGACACUGGAGCAUCAGGCUUCAAGGGUAAAACUGGACCAAAAGGAAAUCAAGGACCCCCUGCACCAGUGGGGCCAAAGGGUAUCCCAGGACUGAGUGGAGAGAAGGGCGAGUCUGGAAGCAUUGGUCCUAAGGGUCUCCCAGGUGAUGCGGGAAUACUGGGACCAGUCGGGCCCCCUGGGCUAAAGGGGAAUCCUGGUUUGCAGGGGUUGAAAGGUCAAAGCGGUCAUAAAGGAAAGCAGGGGGAUACUGGUCCUCGUGGUCCUCAUGGGCAAAAAGGCUUCCUUGGACUUCCUGGUCAACACGGAAAGAAGGGGAUGAAGGGUGUUCAAGGCGAGAGAGGACCAAAGGGAGUGAAGGGCAAGCGAGGACAACCAGGAAAACCAGGUGCACCAGGCAAGCGCUGGAUUACACAAAGACAGAGAACAAAACCAGGUCAAAGACAUGAGCUGAGACCUAAAAAGGGAACCAGCAGCACAAGAUCAAAACUGAAAAACAUGCCAAUGUCCGGACAAACAUCCAGCAGACUGAAGCAAAGGGAAGGACAGCAAAAAUGGCCCAAGACAGUGUCCAGGAGGUGGUCUCAAGGAGAUGAGGCAGAGGAAACCUUUAGCUGGCCCCAGGGAACCAAAGACGACCCUGCCACCACCUGCUACGAGCUCGGACUCAUACACCCGCACCUGAAUGAUGGUUACUUUUACAUGGACCCAAACCACGGCUGUCCCUAUGAUGCUGUGAAGGUAUUCUGUAACUUCACAGCAGGAGGAACAACAUGCAUUGACCCUUCGGAGUCGCAGAUUAAAUUAAGUUGGCAACCCGAAAAGAAGAAACUGAACAUGUCUGUCCUGUGGUUUAGUCAGCAACAAGGUGGCAACAAGUUCGAAUACGCUGAUGCAGAUGUUGUCCAGCUGAGGUUUCUGCGGUUGCACAGCCACACAUCUUUCCAGCACAUGACUGUCAGCUGUACAGCAAACCACUGCAGCAUUGCCAGCAAAACUAAUUCAGACAAUAGGAUCAUUCACAUCCUGGGAGACUCAGGCAAAGAAAUUAUUUCACACUUUACCACGGUGUCCAGGAAAGGCCGUGAGGUGGAGGUGGUCGUGAUGGUUCGGGGGAGCACGGAGUCACAUCGAGGUGAUAUGGAGCUACUUCCUGUCAGAGAUCUGGGCGUGGAGAUGACAUCACUAUCUCCCCUUGUCCCUGAGAUCACUGUUGUUUUGGGACCCCUCUGCUUCUUGUGACCUAUUAGGAGAGUGUGUGUGUGUGUGCGCGCACAUACACACGCAUGCACGUACAUGAUGUAAUUCUGUGAAUAACUCUUUCAUGUAGAAAUUUGACAUGAACAGUUUUUGCUCAGUGUUGUAUUUUGUGUAUAUUUAUUGGAUUGUCACAAGUUAACAUAUGAAGCAUUUUAUACAUUUUUGUGUUUUAUAUUAUGUAGCACUAAAUGUUCAAAUGACUUGGAACUUGAAGUGUUUAUAGUACAACUCAGUGUGUCAUCAUCCUGACAGAGGAAUGAUGUGCAGCACUAUCAAAAUAAAGUGGUGACUUUGAAUGAAAUUCAAUCACAAUUCAUCUGUUGUAUUUUUACCGCCUGCACCAUAGAUUACAUGCUGAAAUUUAUCAUAGUUAGAAUUUAGGUUAUAAUGUAGAGUUCUGUGAUCAUUAAGCUUUGAUAAUGUUCUGCAGAUUGCUUGUGCUUAGAAGAUGAGUUUUGUUACACACACAGUUGCAAAUAAAAAUCCAUCCUUGUAAAACUGCUGCCAUUACAGCUCUAUUUAUUGGGAACAUCUGAAACAUCUCUUAUGGCUAUUUUGACCACUGUCAGAACAUUAAAAAAUGGCUUUGUUCUGACAGAAAAGUCCUGAAGCCAGGCAGCUGAAAUGGUCUGUGACACAAAGUCUCUUCCAACAGACUCUACAGAAUCAUCCAAGUGUGACAUGACUGUCUUUUACCAAAUGCAUUAAGAGGAACGUUAGACCUCCGACCUCCCCCACACAAAUUCACUCAAGAUCCUUUUUUUUGCCUCUCAGUCAUGCACAACACAGCCUGGACACAAAUCUUUGUGUGUCCUCGGUUGGGAAAUCUUUAACUGCAUUAGAGAAUGUAGUUCAUGAUUUUCAUAAAAGUAUCUCUAUGUUUUUGCAG